AUGGUGUCCCAAAGUGACGUGAUGCCAGAAAUGAGCAGUGAAGUGGACGAGUCUAGGAGGGGGUACAUUGGCGGGGGGGAUGUCACCCCAACCCCUACUUUGGGGAGAUUGUGGGCGAAUGCCGAGGAGGAAGUAAACCUCUCGGAGAUGUCUUCUGACGAUGGAGACAAUCUCAAGGAGGCUGAUAGGGAGGGUUCAGGAUGUGGUGCGAAGACAUUGAACCGGAAAGGAAAAGGGGGAAAAAGGACAAGAGCCAGCUCAGACAGCGAAGAAGAGGCCCCGGAACGCAAACUGGGCACUUCCCAACGUGGCCGUGGCAAAGGUUAUUAUACUGGGCUUAGCGCCGCUAGAGCCAAACUGCAGCAGGCGCAACAGGAAGAAUAUGAGACAGACGAUGAUAUGGACACCAACCAUAGUCCUAAACCAAGACGGAGCACGGGCAGGCGGUCGCGUAACCCAGCAGGCAUGAAUUUAACACGAGAUGUGUUCGAUACUCCUGGUGAUCGUAUCAAGGCCUAUGCCCAGGAUAUUAUGAAGGAUGCCGCUAAGAGCAGGAAUCUCAAGGGUGAGAUAUGGGGCAGUAUUAACUCUGCGUGCAAAGAGUUAAUGGAUAUUGCAGACGCACUCGGGGAGUCAGAUGUUGUCCGCUCCCUUAAAGCGGACAACCAAAGGAUGCGUAAGGAGUUGGAACAUCUCCGACUCGAAACGAAGGCACUGCGCACGGCUUUUUCGGAGCGCAAUCUGACGAAAGAACCCACGGUGGGGAGGAAUGACGAUAUGUCCGCCCUCCUUCAAGAGAUGGGCACUCUCAUGGACACUCGUCUAGGGAAAUUCAAGCGCGAAAUCUUCGUGUCCUUGGGAGGGAUGGUCAAUGCCCGCCUCGAGAGGGUGGAGGGACGCCUACCACCAGAGCCCAUCCUCCGGCCGCCGCUGGCUUCCGACAGGAGGGUGCUUCUAGACCUGGAAGUGACGGGACACCAAGAUUUUGAGCCUAGCGCCCCAAGGCCGAAAAAGAGAGAUAAGGGGGCAUCUCAGUCGGUCUCCCAAAUGGCGUCUAGUCAAACAUCAGGGGGGGUGUCCAGAGUAGCUGAAGUGACCCAGCUGCUGCCGUCUACAGUUGGGCAGCUCAAAACCAGGCCGGUACCUACACCAAGGGCCAAAAAAUCCCAGGAGGCGGUCCCUGCUGCCAGGGCGCCAAGGGGAGUGGCUCGGCCGAGUGUGCCACCGCCUGCACCCCCGCAGGAUAGUUGGACUACGGUGGUCAAGAAGAACAAGGGCAAGGGCAAGGGUUCUGCCCCGCCCCAGUCCCAACAGCAGCAGACUCCGGCCAGGGGCACAGCCCCGAAAAAGACGACGGCCCCAAAACUAGUGGCCCCAAACAUGGCGGCGGUCGUGGUGGCUAUUAAGCCUGAGGCUCAAACUGACUACAGGACGGUGAUGGAAAGGGCCACCACGCUAAAGCUGGCGGAACUUGGAGUCGAUCACCUCAAAGUGCGCAAGUCGGCCACAGGGGCGCGAAUCAUUGAGGUCCCCGGAGCGCAGAGCAGCCAAGCGGCUGACAACCUGGCAGACCGACUCCGUGAUCUAAUAGGCGAUGUGGCAGAUGUAUACCGGCCAGUCAAAAAAGCAGAAAUUAGGAUUUCCGGAUUUAACGAGUCCGUCACUCCGGAGAUCAUAAAAAAGGAGGUUGCCGCCAGAGGCAAUUGUAAAGAGGAGCAGGUGAUGGUUGGCGCAAUCAGAAUGGCAGCAAAUGGGUCCGGCUCAGUCAUCAUACGUUGCCCACUAACAACGGCUAAAGUGGUCGUCACAGCAGGACGCAUUGUGCUCGGAUGGUCAGCGGCGCGUGUAGAGGCUCUGGAACAGUUACCUUUACGCUGUUACCGCUGCAUGGGGACGGGACAUACGAGGCCCCUGUGCCCGUCUCCGGUGGAUAGAGGCAACUGGUGUUAUAGGUGCAGCAAACCAGGUCACAUGAGCAAGGACUGCACUGCGCUGGCCCCCUGGUGCGCUGUAUGCCAUCACGCGGGAUUAAAGGCGGGGCAUGUGAUGGGCGGGCAGGCUUGCACCCCUCCAUCAGUUAGAGGGAAGGAAGCCUGCACUGCUGGCCUUGGUGCUGCUGCCGCGGCCGCUUCCCCGAAUGUACCAGAAAAUCGGACGGAACAACAACUCAUGGAUAUUUAA
Cydia amplana is the source of this 2181-nucleotide messenger RNA. RefSeq lists its product as uncharacterized. NCBI's taxonomy places the organism in Eukaryota, Metazoa, Arthropoda, Insecta, Lepidoptera, Tortricidae. The record is from RefSeq and is a predicted model, not a curated record. Bases 1 to 2181 code for a protein of 726 amino acids. Gene Ontology annotation, molecular function: zinc ion binding; nucleic acid binding. The transcript has a single exon.